AUGAACAGCAGUGCGACGAGGAAGGACCCGAAGGCCUGCAGCUCCCCAGCUCGCUGACGGGCAAAUGGGACGAGGUUUUCUCCAGCCCGGAGGAGGAGAUGAAAUCGAGCGGCAAAAGCCGGAGCGGCUCCACCUCGCAGCAAAGAGCGGCCACGGGCAACGGGCUGAGGCGCUCGUCUCGCCGCGGGAGGGACCCGGCCAAGAAGGACGUCCCCGAGGAGGUGACGGCGGCGGCGAUAGAAGAGGGGCCUUACAUCUGCUGCGAGUGCGGGGAGAGCUUCCUGGACAAGCAGCUCUUCGCCAGCCACCAGAAAGGCCACUCCGGCGAGGAAGCCUGCACUUCGCUGGAGCACGGCGACAGCUUCAGGCCGAAAGCCAAAGCGAGCGGCGCGAAAGGUCAAGGGCCCUCGCGCUCCAAAGCCUCCAAACGCCCCGACGGGGAGAAAAGCUCCGGGUUCAAGUACGGUUUGGUCAGGCACCAGGUGAACAACAUGGUGGAGAGACCCUACACUUGUUCGCAGUGCAAGGAGAGCUUCAGCUUGGAGGUCAGCCUCAUCCUUCACCAAAAGCUCCACACGGGGAAAGGCGACGGCCCCUUGACCUGCACCUAUUGCGGGAAGGACUUCCGCGACCUCUCCAAAGCCAUCCGCCACCAGCGCAUCCACACGGGUGAGCGGCCCUACCAGUGCACCGAGUGCGGGAAGAGCUUCAUCCGGCGGGACCACCUGCUGAAACACUGGCGGGUUCACACCGGGGAGACCCCUUACCAGUGCCCCGUCUGCGGGAAACAUUUCCGGUACAAAGAGUCCCUCAACUGCCACCAGAAAAUCCACUCCCGCAACCCGCGGCCCGCCGAGGAUUCGCAGCUCAGCUUGGAGUCGGCGACUCAGACGGGAGAUUUCUGCAUCAAAAAAGAGACGAAGCAGUAA
Messenger RNA from Mesitornis unicolor (brown roatelo), 929 nucleotides. RefSeq names its product zinc finger protein 850-like. The annotation marks the transcript as partial. Gene Ontology annotation, molecular function: DNA-binding transcription repressor activity, RNA polymerase II-specific. Lineage: Eukaryota; Metazoa; Chordata; Aves; Mesitornithiformes; Mesitornithidae. The transcript has a single exon. Gene Ontology annotation, biological process: negative regulation of transcription by RNA polymerase II. The record is from RefSeq and is a predicted model, not a curated record.